This is a messenger RNA of Monascus purpureus, 3312 nucleotides long. Lineage: Eukaryota; Fungi; Ascomycota; Eurotiomycetes; Eurotiales; Aspergillaceae. The record is from the annotation of a GenBank genome assembly.
GUUGGGGUGACGCUUGCAUGCUGCAGUCAACCACUUUUCUCCGUCCUCUUUCACUCCUCUGCCUUUCAUAAUGCCUUAUCGGCCCUCUGUACGCCCUUAAUCACUAUCCAGUUUCUCUAUCCAUGGCGCUGGACUCUUUCUUCGUAGUUCUUCCCAUUGAGCUUCACUAGACGACUCCCCGCCGGCACCGAGUUCCAGUCCUCCGCAGGUCUCGAGGCCUAAUCCUAACAGACCCCCCUUCCCAUUGUCGUCGCAGAUCUAGCAGAACAAGAUGCCGUCUGAGAAGGUCUCAAUGGAUGAUACUAGCGAAGCUCCCGAUCUUGAAAUCGUCGGAAAUAAGAUUACCAUUCAGCAUGCAGGCUUUACGGGGCCUGAGCACCCUCAAGAUGGCGCGAUCACAGAACAGCACCUGGUCCGCAACAUGGUGCGCUUCAGAGAAAGACCACUGGAUUUCCUGCGAGAAGUGAGCCUAUACCUGUCGGGGUCGGGUUGGAGAGCCUAUGACAAUGUGAUCGGCCAGCCGGUCUUCUACCCGGGAUACUCGGACAGAAUUAGAGACAAGAUCUUGAAGAACCCAAUCCUGCAGAACAAGGUUAGGGAGCUUGCGGAGGCAAGACUCAAGGUGGAAGAGGAAGAAGGGCUGUUAGAGCUGAAGCCGGGUCCAUUGGACAAGAAGAGGGAAGGCCGUCGCAAGGAAAUCGAAGGCAACUUACACCAGGCCUUGAACACGAUGCUGGAUAACAUGAUCUGUAAAAUGGAUAGCAAACGGUUUAUCAGGGGAGCAUACUACCUUACUACGCAGCUUCUUACUCGCGCCUAUCACCACGGAAUUCAUGUUUCUAGUGAGGAAAUCUUGCGUUUAAGGUCUGUCGCCGAGGAAGCCACUAAGAAGAAGCAUUCGAUUGUUUUCCUACCUUGUCAUAAGUCCCACGUGGACUAUGUGUCCCUACAGAUCAUCUGCUUCCGUCUAGGAAUCGGUCUCCCUAUUGUCGUUGCUGGUGAUAAUUUGAAUUUCCCGCUAGUAGGGUCCUUCUUACAACACGCAGGUGCUAUGUACAUUCGGCGGAGCUUUGGAAACGACCCACUCUAUACUACGGCAGUCCAAGCAUAUGUCGACACUAUCCUGCAGCAGGGGUAUAAUUUCGAGUGUUUCAUCGAGGGUGGGCGGUCAAGAACUGGAAAGCUUCUGGGACCGAAGUUUGGAAUCCUGAGUUUCAUCCUCAACAGCCUUCUAUCCGGCCGUGUGGAAGAUACGAUCAUUUGUCCUGUGAGCACGCAGUAUGACAAGGUCAUCGAAACUGAGUCCUAUAUCAGCGAGCUUCUAGGCCAGCCGAAACCGAAAGAAAAUUUGGCGAACUUCCUUUCUUCCUCGUCUAUCUUGUCUUUAAAACUCGGUCGUGUAGAUGUCCGGUUUCACGAACCAUACAGUUUGAGGGAUUUUCUCAACCAGCAACUCACCAGGCUAGGCAAGCAGCCUAGCAUGAAAGCUGAGCUGAAUCUCAGCUUGACUGAGAAAGGCCAAAUUCUCAGAACUCUGGGAUAUAAAGUACUUUCUCAAAUCAACAAUGUUUCCGUCAUGAUGCCUACAGCACUUGUUGGGACAGUACUUUUGACACUUCGUGGGCGUGGGGUGGGUAAAUCAGAUCUGGUCAGACGGGUCGAAUGGCUCUGCAACCGCGUUCGAGCUAAAGGGGGGAGAGUUGCACACUUUUACGGUGCACCAACUGGGGAGGUCGUCGACCGUGCCAUUGAGGUUAUGGGUCCAAAACUUGUCGGUGAGAUCACUGGUUUGGCCGAACCAACUUAUUAUGCGGUUGAUCGUUUCCAACUGUCUUUCUACCGCAAUAUGACUAUCCAUCUUUUUAUCACAGAAGCCCUUGUAUCUGCUGGCAUGUAUACUACAGUCAAACAAGGCAGCGGCGCUGCAGACCAGCGCAUCACUUACGAUGCUCUCCUUAGCCAGGUCUCAUUCCUAUCGCAGCUUUUCCGUGGCGAAUUCAUCUUCCCUCCUGACGGUCUGACUACCAACUUCGAGAAUACCCUUCGCGUACUCGAAAAGGACGAUGUCAUCAAGGUCACGCGAAACUCUUCGGGAUCAGUAGAGUUCAUGGAGUUGAGUGAUUCAGAACGACACUGUGGACGGGAAAAUUACGAUUUCUAUUGCUUCUUAAUUUGGCCGUUCAUUGAAACUGCCUGGCUUGGUGCAGUGUCUCUCCUGGGACUGACGCCGCCGUUGAACGGGCCCAAGGAUGUUUGGGUUGAUAUGAAGAAGGCCCAGGAUAAUGCCCAAUUCCUUGGUAAAACUUUGUUCCAUCAAGGGGAUUUGUCCUAUUUCGAAGCGGUUAACAAGGAGACGCUCAAGAACUGCUACCAGCGGUUUGAGGAAGAGGGCAUCAUCCUCGUCGCGAAAAGCAAAGAGUUGCGCUCCUCUCCUACAACCAGGCUAGCUCCCGAGUGGACGCCAGAACGAGACCCUGAAACGGGAAAACUGCUGGCUCGUGGUCGUCUAUGGGACUUUAUAGAGAUGAUAGGACAAGCGCGACGUGAGGGGAAAAACCGUCGAGAUGGACCAACUGUGUCUUCAAAAGUGCUUGCCAUGUCGGACUCGGUCGGCCGCAAGCUAUUUGAGACAGCUGCCACGCCUAAUCCCACCUCCCCUUUGGCAGGGAACAUUGACGUGUCAUCACCAAGGAAGCGUCGAAAGGACUUUGGCGUGAAUUCAAAGUUGUAGGGGGGGUGGCAUCCUCUACAUUGGACCUUUGCCAAAAAUAUUCUAAAAUGCAUAAUUUCCGAAGGCGGCAUUUUCUCGGUUUUCUUUCCUAUACCCCCCUUUCUGUUUGUUUCUUUCCAUAAUCUUUCAUCUAUUUGUUCAAGCGUCCAUAUUUAAGAUAUCUUUGUUCCUGCAAAUCUGCAUGGAAGAAAUAGCAGCCAGCCGAAUAGAAGAUAGCAUAUGUACAUAAGCUGGAAAGAUUGUCCUGUCUUAGUCGUAGAAUAGUCCAUUCAGCAGAUGAGACGGCGACUAGAAUCGCAUCAUGGUCCACGCUUUCAACUGAAGCACUUGAAGAAAUUCCUCAUCCGGAAGAAGUUCCUGUCUAUUAUCCGAACCCUUUUCCAUUGGAUCGAGUACUUUAGGCUGAGACAAGCAUGAUUUCACUUGGGAAGACAACUAGGGGACUUCGGCAUUUGCCACGGGAAAAGGGGAAUGAACGAUCUUGGUCGUCUUUCCCUGUUGUCCGUAGAUGGGGUAUCCUGUAAGAAGCAACACUUAUGGAUCGUCGAAACUCUGGAAUAGGAUGGUUUGUGAUAGAUCUC